AUGUUUUCUUUUGAUGGACAGUACAAAAGGAGGAGGGCUGUUUCACUGGGAGGUGCAAGUAAAAAGGUAAUUUUCCCGUUGUUUUUGUAAUUGCAAAUAAGAAAGAGAGUAUUGAGUUUAUUAGCAAAAAAUUGUAAAUGUGAAUUGUGAUGGAAUCAUUCUGCUCUGUGGUUGAACUUCCCUUUAAGUCUUUUUGUUGCUGAAAGAGAUUAUGGGAUAUGAUGAGUAAUGAUUAAGAGAACAUUUUUGAAGACCGAGGAAUAUUGUAUGGUGAUGUGGUUGUGCAUGUGUUCCGCUACAUUAUAAGCUGAAUUGUACACACAUUUUGGUUGUUUCUUACUUAUGAUCUACUGGAGGACAGACGCAUGGAUGGUAUCACCAUUAAAUAACUUUUUACCUUUUACUUCUUCUUGUCCAGAAAUUUAGAAUUACUUGCUGUAAACAUUUCUUUAUUGUUUCACACUUAGUCCCGGGCAACCGGAAACUCGUUGUUAAUUCAAGGUCCCCGGAAAACAGACAGCCGUCGUUUCCCCCUUCUCUCCCCUCCCCCAGCAAAUAACAUAUGCGAGUGUUACUGAGGUAUUGACCAAUCAAAUCGUCGUUACUGCGCAUAAAUUAUGCUUCCCGAGGGUGGGAUAGACGGAUACGAAUAUGUUCUUGCAUCAUGAAGGUAGCAUAAACAUGCAAGGUGACAGCGAGAGCAGUAUCUGAUAAAGAAACGAUUGAGCAAUUUCGUCCGUGAGUGUGUAAAACCACUUAGUUUAUUAUCAACUUGGAGUCGAUAAAGCAAAGAAACUUCCUACGUGGUGGCUAUUUGCUUUAUCAGCUCUAAAUUGACAAUAACCUGAGUGAAAAAAUUGCGAGGCGCGUAGAUCCUUUAGAAAUUAGUUUCGACGAAUACAGGGCGAUUUUUGGCGAUUCAGAUGAAGAAGGUACCGAAGAUAUUGAGGGAGAUGGUUUUGAUAUUGAUUUUUCGGGUAUUGACGAGGAUGGCGAGGAAAGCGAUGAAGAAGCGGACGGUGAAAGUGGCAACAAAGGAGCCUCUGACAGCGACGAUGAAAAAGAACAACAAUGAACAGCUGACCUCAGUAGCAUCGUUGUUGACGAAUUUUCAGCUCGAUCUGGAAUCGUUGUCGACGUGGGAACCAACCCCAAAGCUGAUGAUUUUUUCGGUUUGAUGUUUGACGAGGUUCUUUUCGAGAAAAUCGUGAAGGAGACAAACCGCUAUGCUCGCCAAAAAUUACCCGACAACGAGCAACGUCUUGGUAGAUGGCGCGAUGUUUCUAAACCCGAAGUGAAAGCUUACUUUGGAAUGUGCGUCAUCAUGGGUAUUAAUAUUCUUCUCAUGGUCGCCGACUACUGGUCGACAGACAUUUUUAAGUGCAAUGAAGGAAUAAAGAGAGUCAUGCCUAAGAACCAAUUCGAAGUAAUUAGCCAAUUUUUGCAUCUAAAUGACUUGAGUUGGGAACCCGCGCGAGGAGAUGUAAAUUUCGACCGUCUGUACAAUGCCGUCCUGCUUUGAACGCCGUUUUAAGAAAUGUUCAACGCUGUUAUUUGGCCACGAAAAACCUUUCGGUUGACGUGGAGAUUAUAGCAUUUAAAGGCGAGCUAUCAUUCCGCCAAUAUUUACCGGCUAAACCGACAAAGUAUGGAAUUAAAUAAUGCUGAAGGAUAAGAAACCAGUGAAAACGAUAACAGACCCCUUUUCGGUUAGAGUUGGGAAAGCACCUAAUAAACAGCUACUCAUAUCGAAAGCGAGCUGCGAAUCGAGUAUCGGCAAGUUUGUUUGUUCAUUAGGGGGAUUAGUCAUGAUAGAUCUAACAAACAAUUAAUAAUUUGAUCAUCAGUACUGCUGGUAACACACCAUUUUGACAAUAGGGGGCUAUAUUCUUAAAAGUUUUACUACUGUUAUACAUGUAGGAAGGAAGGUCCUCCUUACUUCAAAGAGUUCGAGCAAGAAGAAAGGAAAGAGAGGUAAAGUAUAAGGAUAUUUGGUGAUUUUUUUCCCAGGAUUAUAGAUGUGCAAUGUCUUAGAUAAGAGAUUUAGAUAAUAAUUGUAUUUCUGUUUAUUGGAUCCUAGGAUAAGAAUUACACAACUAAUUGUGAUGCAACCACAGUUCAAUCUAUCUUCCGUGGAAAGAGGGUACGAUGUCAACAGGUAGGGCUUAUAAUCAGUUCUAAGUUUAUGUUAAUUAGUAUAAUUUGAUAUGUGAAAUUAAGUUAAAGCAGGAUUACAAGGAUCUCAAAAGAAUGCGAUCUUCUGUGCGCAUGUAGAAGUAUGAUUGACUGUGAUAUCUGUUUUUUAUCCCUUUCUUUUCUUUCAGUAUGAGCUUCAGAGAAUCUCAUUUGAUGAGGCAAUCAGCUCAUUAGAAGGAUCCAAAGAUACUCCAACAGCAGAUGCCAUUAGAAAUAUGCUAAGAAAGCUUCUUUUCUUUUAUUCUGACUCUAAGGAUACACAGAGACUGGUAAAAAAAAGUUGAUGCAUGAAACUCAAUUUGUUACAAUUAUCAUUAUGAAUUGAAGUAGAUCUAGACAUAUCUAGCCAUGUUCUUGAAAACUGAAUUAACCCUUAGCACCCAUCAGUGACCAAGACAGCAUUUCUCAUAACAAUACCAAUAGAAUAUCAGUCAGAAAAGUGUUAAGAAUGAUGAUGAAUAUCAAUUGGGAGAUUAUUAGUUGAUUCAAUACAAAAUUCUAAGAAAUGACAUUAGAAGAAUUGUAUAACAAACAGUUAAGAGAACUACUUAUGACAUCUUGCAAUGGAUAGUUAAAUGACACCAGUCAUAAGCAAUGUAAUCGUUUUCUUUUUUCUCCUUUAGAUUUGGAUGUGCCAGUUUCUGUUAGAGAAUAGAAACACUGUGCAAAAGUUACAAACAAGUGAUCAUCAAAUUUGGCUUCAUCAGAUCAAAUGCCUUCUCUUGAUCUGUGGCAGGUAAAUUAGAAUGUCCAUAUCUUUUCCUUUAAUUCCCUUUCUUCAUCUCUUUUUCAGAGUGCCAGCUGACUAAUUAAAUUAAUUUUAGGCUUAACUUUGAGAAUUAAGGUGACUUUUUGGUACAAAUUAAAUGCACAAGCCAUUUAGAAACUCAACUGUCAUUAUACAUGAACAUGGAGGUUUUUUGGCUAUUUUGGCUGAAAACUUUCCCUUCUAGUUCCUCUAAAAACUUUAUUAGAUGCUGUGCCAUACGUUGUAUAUGUUGAAGUUUCAAAAGCAGCAACCUGCUAUUGUUUACAAUUUGAACCCCUGAAAAAUAAAAGGUAAGAGAAAUAAGCAAUGGAUGUUGGUUGGUUUUGAGCCAUAAGAGAGGGUUAUGAUCAUCGACGUUGUACAAUAAAGAAAUGACUGGGCUUGCUCAGUGUAAUAAUUACAUUGGUUCUUCUAUAAACUAGUAAGCAUUUUCUUGCUUGGUUUAGUCAUCAUGGGCUUCUGCUGGGGUUUCAAUAAAAGCCACAUAACAAGAGUCUGCCGCUGCCUAUAGAACCUCUUACCAAGGUCUGUUUGGCCUGAAAGCAGACUCUGGUAUUUGGGUUUGGCCUUACAUCCCAUUUUCCAGGCAGAGGUAUUUUUUAUAUCAUUGGCAGCAGCUUAUGGAAAAAGUUAUUGGAACUCCUGGCUUCCCCUGAAAAUCAAGAACAAUUUCGAUUUCCAUUUAUUUGAAUAUUCUAACAGUAGUGAGUAAUGUUCAGACUGUAAUUGCUUCUUUGUAAAGACUCGUUUACUGAUAAGAUUUGAAUACAAAUUUCCUGUUUAGAAACUUUUUCUGAGCAUCUUUUCAUAGAAUUUUUACCUUUUCCCUCUCUUCAGCUUCUACAUUUAAAUAAUAUUUAAAUAAUAUUUGCACUGCAAAGGAAAUUCAGAGAAAUGAUGAAAGUUAUCUCCACAGAUCACUAGAGACGUCAAUGAGAGAUUCCCAACCUGUUCCUAUUCAGCUGCCUAUGUUGAAAGUUUUCACCUCUGAUAAACCAUACUAUAAUCCGACUGAUCCUGCCAGAAGUAGAAAAGAUGCUGCAAUGGUGACAGUUUACCUUGUGAGAAAUGGUAACUAUAACCCUCAGCAGUUUCUCACUGACUGUGUACCCCCUGUUAGAUGGGGUCUUUUAUCUCAGGACCUAUUUUCAUACAGUUCUUUACCAUUAUUGAGCUGGGUCCAGUUGUAUAAAGGCCAGAUAGCACUAUCCAAUGGAUAAAACGCCAUCCAGGGGAUAAGUGUUAACAAAACAUACUGUGCUAUUCACCAGAUAGAGAUUUAUCCAGUGGUUAGCAUUAUCCAUGUGUCAACCAACCAGGGCCUGAAGGGUAUCAUUUAUUUGUCAUGAGUGGGAUAUUAUCUAAAAAUCACUUCUAUGUUGACUUUCUGAAAUUCACCCUUUUUUGCAUGUGCAGCAUAUGUUUAAUUUCAUGUUUAGAUAGAGUUUAUUAAUGAUUGAAUAACUUGCUUAACCUUUUCACUCCCAUGAUUUCAUUAGUAAUUCUCCUUACUAUCUGCCAUACAAUUCCUAUGAUUUCAUUUCAGAGAGCUUGGUAUUGCAUCAACCGAUAAUCCCCUUAUUGAUAUUUUCCUUUGUUCUCAUCACUUGUCUGCUUGAGUUUUGAAUUUUACCAGGAGAAAUUACAUUUUGUAUGUAUGUCCUGGUCACUCAUGGGAGUUAAAGGGUUAACAUUAUUAAAUUAUUUUCUCUGUGUGUGUCAGUUUGUAUUUGUGUACAUGAAUGUAUGCAUAACUCCAUUAAUUUGUGUAGUCUGUUGAAGAUCCUUUCUAAAUAUUGUUACAUUUCAUGUACUCCAUUACCAGGAUAUUUUAGAUAUUUGCGUGUUCUGCUGAAUGCCAGAGUUCCAUCCAGCUUAGAGCCAUCUACUGUCUCCCCUACUCCAAUGGCUGCUGCUAUCAGAGACCUGGUGAUGAACCCACUUUACUUCAGCAGCCAGUCCAGUAGUGGAGAAGAAUCUGCAUUUACUGUAAAUGAUAGGUAAAUUAUAUUUUCCUCCUAUGCAUUUCUGUACUCUUUUUCUCUCCUUCCUGUCUCCAACUGAGAACUACCCAGCUUCUUCAAAUUGAUUUUAAUCUUGCUACUGGUUUCCUGCAUUUAUUUGGGAAAAUAUAAAAGUUCGCAAGUUUGCAAAAAAAUAAUGUUAUACAAAUGCUAUUGAGUUAACGUAGAUCUUUGUAUCGAUCACACAAUUAAAAGUUUAUCUGCUGUGGUUCAAUUUUUUCUUAUCUUAAUAAUUUUAAAACUUAAUUGAUUUUUAUUGUCAUUUGUUUUAAUGAAUACUAGAGAAAAGAAAAAGAGAAGUUUGACUGGUUUGAAAAACUUUUAGCUCUGAAUAAAAACUGAAUUACCCUGACUCAUAAAAAUGAGUUAAAUCAAUAAAUGUUUUUAUCUUAAAGAAAUUUCAAGGGAAGAACAGCCAAAUAAAAGUUGAUGAAUUUCUACAUUUUUUUUUUUCAGGCAUGCAGUAUUUUCAGCAUUCAUUUCUGACAUUCUUUGUCCUGAAAUGACGAAGCAGAUCGUCUGCUUUUUGCUACCAUCAAUAGCAGACCAAUCUGCAAGAUUCUGUUUUAGUCAAUUGUUAGAGACCCUCCUGAAAUUAUUGACAAAGGCUGAUGAAUCAGGGGGGGCCAACAGCAAGAUCGCCCCCACACCUUGGCUACUGUAUGGAGUAUUGGCAUUUGUUAAAACACAUUUAGGUUUGUUCACCUGACUGUUUACUGUGUUCAGUGAUAAAACCUGCAUAAAUGUAUAGUUUUAAAGUAUGAUUUAUCCAACCAUUUGUUGUUCUGUCUCCAGGAUCAACUUCAGCUUUGUCUUUAGUGAAAUGCUAUAUUCAAGUCUUAGAGAUCCUGAUAGUACAGCUCCCUCAUCCAGGUAAACAACUUUCACUGCAACAUCAAUUGACAAAAACUGUUAGAAUUCAUUCAAUAUUUCCCUUUAAUUUUAAUUUGAUAAUCCCAUUGGGGUUUGGAAAAACAAUAUUGCUAAUUUGCUCAAACAAGAAAUUUUAUUACAGUUGUAUAUUGUUCUAGAAAAACAGAUCAUUCAUCCAGAGCUAUAUGUUGCAUUAAAAUAAUAUGGCUUGCAUGUAAUUACAUGUUUCGUCUUUGAAUUUUCCAGUUUCUAGGGGGUCAGAUGAUGAAAGUGACAGCAAUUCUGAAAUGGAGACAGAUUCCUCACAGGCAAGUAAAAGUUCCUAAUUGCAUUUCUAUGCAAUAUAAAUGGGGUACUACUCUGGAUUUGACCUGUUUUUACUAACUCUUUUGCUCUUUGCAUUUACUGACUGUUAAUUUAAAAAGAUGGAAUUAAUGUUGUUGUAUGUCACAGUUAUCUUUAGAAGACCUUAAAGAAAAAUGUUUGGAUAUCCUUAAUUCUGAUGAUCAUGUUAAGACUUUGGAAUCACUGUUUGCAAGGUAUGCCAAUGUAAUGAAGUCAUUUUAACCUGUUUUUUCCACAAGAAAGUUUUCAAUUUCAAAAUUUUCAAUUUAAAGAGGUGAUGAAAGCUUUAAAAAAUAACUAAAUAAUGAUUUGAUAUUUUCAUUUGUUGCUAGACACAAAAAAAAGGAUUAUGAGAAAGGAGUUAUCAGAGCACUUUGUAGUAUUUGUCAUUUCUUGGGAAGACUGCCGAGACACAGGGCAAGGUCUGUAGUUUGAGAUAAAAGUCAACAAAACUUUUAGCUUCUAAUGAAUAUUGUUGGAGAUGUUGUGGCAUCAAGGUGGGCAUAACAGGCUCAACAUUCAAGCCCCAGGUGUAUCAUUAUAUUGUGUUAUUGGUCUGAGUACAAAUCUUUUGAUAGUGCCAAUCUCCAUCAGGGGGUAGGAAUGUGUGCUAGUGAACUGUAGGAAAGAUUCUAGAGAAUAGGAGAGUAAGCUACAGCGAGCUUCUUGUCAGGGUCAUGGAAGAAUAUCAGUAUUCAGACUCAAACAUGCUAUAAAACCAAAGACAACCCCUGGUAUUGCAGGCCACUUAAUGUAUGUGAAGAAUUACACACUGUAGCUUGCUAACAAAUAAUGGGCAUUUGUUAUAAAUUAGUGUGGUUUUGUUUUCAGUUACAUAUCAUAGACUUUAUUCAAUGCAUUUGUCAGCAUGCAACUAGUGUAAUUUUCCUGUUGUUUUCUUCAUAUACUAGGCUUUUACACACACUGGCACAGAAACAAACAAUUGUAAAAGAACUCUGGACCUAUGUACAGUCAGUCACAGUGUUUACUAAUACAGGGUAAGUUGAAAUGUUAAAGCAGUGCAAUGAUCUGUUUAAAUGGUGAACUGAAUUCUUUUUCUUAGAAUAUUUUUCAUGAAAGCUUCUUUUGUGCUUAAGCCUUGCAUGGCCUAAUAAGAUGUAUUUGUGCUCUUCAGCUGUGUACUUGUGAUAGGACCCAAAUUUAUUACUUAAAAGCAAAAUACAACCAGAGUGGAAGUUUGUUUGCAUAAAAUUCUAUUUUGACAUACAUUCUAGAAGAUGUGUUACUUUUUGCUUACAUGUACAUGUGAAAUUUUAAUCUAAAUCUGAUGUUUCUUUGUUUUUUUGUAAUUUUUUUAAAUUUUGAUUUUUUGUUUUCAAACAGGAAAGAAACCCUCUUGUUAGAUCUAAUAUGUUGUGGAAUAGAUCUUUCAACACAAGAAGCCAGUGCUGUUACUCUAAUGUUAUCUUUGAUGUCAAUACUACUGAGCAAUGGUUUGUUUUCUGUUCAUGAUAAUGACAAUGAAUUUUAUGAAGUAGAAGGUUAGCUGUAAAACAUAUACCAAACGUUUUCAAGCUCUCCUCACCUAAACUUGUCAUAUUUUGUAGGUCAAAGAGACUCGUCUAUGAUAUUUUCUGACAAAGAAAUGAAGCACAUGUCUUCAGUCUUGUGCGAUGUUGUGAAAGGAAUAAUAAAGAUUAUUUACCCAUACGGUAGCCAAGCAUUUACAAGGCAACGCCUUGCUGCUCUGAAGAGUGUCGGAGCUAAGUCAGCCCUGAUGAAAAAAGAUGAGUUCUAUCCCAAAGAAAAGUGGAUCAAGCUUCUUAAGGUUGGUCUAUAAUGAUAGAGUAGACUCGUGCACUUCUGACAAGGAUUGCAGCGUUUCUCCAGCAUUCUGCUAAAUUUUCUCAAGAAUGUGUUGCAUUAUAAUGCAUUGCUGGCAAUAUUAGACUAAGUGAGGGGGCAUUGGAACUUUCGGGUUUGCGGUUUUGGCUAUUUUCUAGAUCGGUUUUUCGGGUUUAUGCCAAAAAAACUUUGCGGUUUUGGUGUUCAUUGCGGUUUCCGAAUUGUCCGUUCUUUAGCAUUUGGUUAUCGGCUUCCUUAAGAAAUACCAAUGGUAUUUCGGAUUUGGUAUCCGAUGUGGUUUUCGGUUUUUCCUAUUUGUGUUUCGGUUCCUCUUCAAUCUGAGCAGCAUUUUUGGGUGAUUUUGUGUACGGUCUUCCGGUUUCUUAUAGACCUCAAUAUCCCCCUCCUAAGUGUAAUGUUAAUUUGCUAGUAAAUCAGUAUUUCUGAUGGUAAAUUGGACAUGCAUUAGUCUUGAGAUUGUGAUCUUGGACUUGUAGUCUGUGUUGAGCCCAGGCGAGUGUAAUGAUCUCUAUAAUGCAAAACAAGACAAGACAACACAGACAGAGUGCCUGUUACUAACCAGUAUAUUGAUAUGUUCACUACGGGUACUUUGUAAUUUAACGUCCUUCUUCAAUGACCAGCUGAAAACAUUUUAUACACGUAGAUGUAUGCCGAGUGAACUGCGAAGCUAUAACGCACAUUUAAGUAAAAUUCCUUAAUUUGCUGCUUAUGAUUGUACUGUACUUUGCAAAAAAGUUUUUUUCCUCCCUCACUAGGACGUGUCCUGCCUUGUUCGGCGACUCCAUUCAAGAGACUCCAGGAGACAGCUCUGUUCUGAAGGCCACUGGCUGUCACACGAAGUUAACAUAGACCCAGCACAGGUAGACAGGAUUCUUAUUUUUUUUCGGACGCUCGAUUGUUUAAAAAAAUUUGAACAUUCAAAAUGAAUUUUAGGCCCCAAGUUCUAAUGUUUCAGUUUGUCGUCUCGUAGCAAUGUUGUAAUUAUAUUUUCACAACCUUUAGACAGCUUCGCUUCCCAAUUCUUUGUACUUGGUUUUGACUGAUUUCAAAGGAAUUGUUCAAUAGUUGGAAAACUUUGUAAGAUGACCAUUUUUAUGUACAGUAAUCACAGAAAAAAUUAUGUUUCUAAACAAUUAAGAAGUACAAGUAAAGCCCAUCUUGACUCGAGAUCGUUUUCUCGUGCCGGCUUCUUGUUCUGUAAUUGGCUCAUUUGGUCAUUUUCUUGUAUCCAUAAGGAUUUCCUGAUUUGAAGGUUGAGAUUCUCAAAAGUUUGAAGAUUUUAAACCGUGUAACGUGAUAUUAUUCGUUUUUAUCCUUUGAACAGAUGAGAAUUGACGGUUUUCUCAAUGAAGGUAAUUUACGAUUCUUUGUUUACCUUUGAGAAAGGUAGACGUCUGAUUAAAUAUUUGAGCUAAGAGAUGCAUAUAUAGGUAAAUCGUCGAGGGCACAAAUCCCAUUUUUAAAUGCCAAGCUUCGCAGUUGAAAUGAGCUGAAGAGAAGGUUUGUUGACAGACUUAGCGAACAAGCAGGGAAAUUUCCAGAAACAUUAUGCUCGCUCAGAUGGCCUUCUUCGCAGCCGUUCUAUUGAAUUUCAGGCAACGCCCUGUCGUAAAGAACAACUGCGAGGAAAUCAAUGGUCCUCUAGUUGUUGUGUAUUAUCGUUUAAGGGAUAGAUGUUAUCCGUGUCAUUUCGUCUGUCUCUUUUACAUGUAAUUAUUCACCUUUUAUUCAUGUUUGCUUCAAGGUACCGUAGAAGGGGUUUUAGAACCAGGGUUAUCUACCAGCACAGCAAGGAACAUGGCCAUUCUUCAAUACAUUCCGUUUGUUGUUCCUUUUCCAGACCGAGAGAAGGUGAGGUUGCUUUUGUAAACGAUUUUAAGAGAGAUAGAGUCAGAAAUUUAUAUGAGAUUGCACUUGUUUGGACUUUUCUAAGCUUUAUGAUUGGUCCAUAAAACUUGCGCAACCAAUCAGAUACAAAACCAAAGUUAAUGGCGACUUGCAUUUUCCCGCCAUUUACUUUGACAGGUACCUUCGAUCUGAUUGGCUCAUAAUUGUGAUCAAUGUGAAUUUUGAUUUAUGGUACUUCAUGGCGAAGGGUGCUAAAAUAUGUAGAAUGGAGGGUUGCUAAGGUCUGCUCACAUCUAGCGUGUUUUGUUUCUUAGUUGCUCCAAAGAAUCGUGGCGAAAAGUCGUUUGGAUUCCCAGGGAGAGCCGCAUAACUUUAUGAUGGGACCAGCCAUAGAUGUGACAGUGAACAGAACCUACAUCUAUCAACAUGCUUUUGAUCAGCUGACCAAAGACAAAGGUCGGUAGAGAUAAUCAGCCAAACGUUUUAACUUAGAGAAAUAUGUAAGCUUUAGUCACGAACGUGACACAUUUAAAAAGUGUGAAUUCCCAGAAUUAAACGAACAUCAGAUGUAAUGAUUUCGUAGAUGUUCUACCACUAAGCUUCAGGGAACUAGUUGGCGAGCCAGGUUAUAUACCAGGUUCAUAAUUAUGUGACAAGUGUCCUGUCGACUGAUGGUGAAUGUUAAGUGUACAGCGAAUAACAGAUAUAUGUCAAAUAUUUGUCGUCUGUGGAGGCUAGCAUCUAAUUUACUGAAACAACACAUUAUAGUUUGUGGCUACUUUUCCUCUAACAGCCCCAAAUUUGCGACAAAAGCUUCGCGUUCGGAUGAUUAAUGCUCAAGGACUGGAGGAAGCAGGAGUGGACGGAGGGGGAAUUUCCAGGUGA
Pocillopora meandrina is the source of this 10767-nucleotide messenger RNA. NCBI's taxonomy places the organism in Eukaryota, Metazoa, Cnidaria, Anthozoa, Scleractinia, Pocilloporidae. The record is from the annotation of a GenBank genome assembly.